Molecule: messenger RNA, 309 nt
Organism: Laetiporus sulphureus 93-53
Lineage: Eukaryota; Fungi; Basidiomycota; Agaricomycetes; Polyporales; Laetiporaceae
Exons: 1
Coding region: 1-309 (102 amino acids)
Source: RefSeq, a predicted model, not a curated record
AUGUCUGCUUUAGGCACCCAACCAGUGACCACCAGCAAUGUUGACAUAGAGGCCUCCAGCAUCGAGCCUAUUGCUCCACUGCAAAGUAACACUACCGUACCCCCCACACCGACUGCCUCACGCAUCUGGGCCUCACUCAUCAAGGAACAAGACAUGGCAAUGGUGCGAUUCAAUGGCCUCCUGCACCACAUCACCAACAACCUCCAGUCACUGGAUGGCACCAUUCAACCCCUCAUCUGGGAUGCCAACCCUACCACCUUCAUCAACGAUUUUGCCCAGGUCAUCAACCUUCUCACUACCACCUGCUAA